GCAAAGCUACAGGCGGACAAGGCCAGGCUGAGUGCUCAGAACAUCCUGAUGAAGACCAACAGGACCAAACAGAAAGUUGACCAGAGCAAUGAGGAGCUGCGCAGCCUCAUCAGACACAUCAGAGACUUCCUCACCCAGGACGCUGCAGAUCUUGAGAGCAUUGAACUUGUGGCAAACGAGGUUCUGGACAUGCAGAUGCCAACCACGCCGGCUCAGCUGCAGAACCUGACCGACGAGAUCCGGCAGAAAGUGGGAGAACUGGGACAUGUGGAAAACAUCCUGCAAGAAAGUGCCGACGACAUCCAGAGGGCCGACAAGCUGCUGGACGAGGCUCGCCGAGCCAGCGAGGAGGCGCGUGAUGUCAGAGACUCUGUGGAGAAAGUGAAGCGAGCACUGGAAGAAGCUCAGAGAGCUCAGACGGCUGCCAGCAGUGCUAUCCAGCAGGCCACGGCCAACAUCCACAACACCAGCCACCUGUUGUCCUCGGUGGAGUCGGAGACGGCAGAUGCUGAGUUAAAGCUUUCAAAUGCCACCCAGAGGCUGCAGAAGCUCGAACAGGAUGUGACGCUGCUGAAGGAGAAAGCUGUGAACGUUACUCUUAGUGCCAAACUGACCAAUCAGGAAUCAGUGAGCGUCAGAAGCACGGCAGAGGAGCUGAAGAAGGAGCUGGACGGCGAGCUGAAGGAGAAGUAUGCCACCGUGGAGCAGCUUAUUGGUCAGAAGACGGGAGGCAUGGUUGACGCCAAGAAGAGGGCACAGUCACUUCAGCAGGAAGCCAAAGAGCUGCUGCUGCAGGCCAGUGACAAGCUGCAGCUGCUGAAAGAUUUGGAGAAGUCUUAUGAAGACAACGAGCGCGCUCUGGAGCAGAAGGCAGAGCAGCUGGUGGAGCUGGAGGCAGCAGUGAAGGGGCUGCUGCAGGAGAUCAGCCACAAGGUGACCGUCUACAGCACCUGUGUGUUUUAGGAUCGAAGGUGACCGAACGUCUCGAAGACAAGAACUGCUCCACUUGUAUUUUCUUCUAUAGUUUUUACUUCCAUGUUUAAUCCUCGUGUUAAUCUCAAUAAAAAGAUCAAAUCGGA
This is a messenger RNA of Haplochromis burtoni (Burton's mouthbrooder), 1079 nucleotides long. Its product is annotated as laminin subunit beta-1. Lineage: Eukaryota; Metazoa; Chordata; Actinopteri; Cichliformes; Cichlidae. Bases 49 to 963 code for a protein of 304 amino acids. The transcript has 6 exons. The record is from RefSeq and is a predicted model, not a curated record.